Molecule: messenger RNA, 1155 nt
Organism: Uncinocarpus reesii 1704
Lineage: Eukaryota; Fungi; Ascomycota; Eurotiomycetes; Onygenales; Onygenaceae
Exons: 3
Coding region: 1-1155 (384 amino acids)
Biological process (GO): pyrimidine nucleotide import into mitochondrion
Cellular component (GO): mitochondrion
Molecular function (GO): pyrimidine nucleotide transmembrane transporter activity
Source: RefSeq, a predicted model, not a curated record
AUGUCGUUUCCGGCUUCGUCUGAUCUCUCGCGGGGAAGCUCACGGCUCAGAGAUGGCGGGCGCGAGCCGCGUCAAAGUGUCAUGAUCCAAUCCGGGGAGACCGAUGAUGUCGAACUGGCUCCGGGAUUGGAAUCGAGCACAAAGCCUGAACCAAAGCCAUGGGCACAUCUACUAGCUGGAGGGAUCGGCGGCAUGACUGCAGCAGCCCUCACCUCGCCGCUUGAUGUUUUGAAAACGCGGCUUCAGUCUGAUUUUUACCAAGCCCAACUCCGAUCCCUUCGUGCCGCCCAUCCCCUACCCCAAUCGCACUCUAUUCUCUCCCUGUCGCGCAGCGCAGGCGUCCAUUUUGCCGAAACCGUUCAAAUUCUACGAUCGAUACACGUCCACGAGGGCUGGCGCGCUCUGUUCAAAGGGUUGGGCCCCAACCUUACCGGAGUGGUGCCUGCUCGAGCGAUCAAUUUUUACGUAUACGGCAAUGGGAAAAGAAUACUAAGUGAUUACUUCGGCUACAAUCCAGACGAGGCUCCUGCGGGUAUUCAUCUCGGCGCUGCCGCCAUCGCUGGCAUGGCCACUGGUACAGCCACGAACCCGAUUUGGCUGAUAAAAACCCGACUACAACUCGACAAAUCAAAUGCUUCAAACAUACCCGGUCGUGGGAGGCAAUAUAAGAACAGUUUCGAUUGCAUCCGACAAACAGUCCGUCAUGAAGGCAUUCGGGGCUUAUAUCGUGGUUUGACGGCGUCGUACCUGGGUGUCACGGAGAGCUCUCUCCAAUGGGUGAUGUACGAGCAGAUGAAGCGUGUACUUGCUCGACGCGCGGCGCGACGAUCGGCCGAUCCGGAGCACGUUUAUGGCUGGCAAGAUUUCAUGGAAGAAUGGGGUGGUAAGCUUACAGCGGCUGGCUCCGCUAAGCUGAUCGCAGCAGCAGCCACAUACCCGCAUGAGGUAGUCCGAACGAGACUGCGGCAGGCGCCUACGGUCCCGGCCGGUGGUGGAAAGGUUGAGAUGAAAUACACCGGUUUGAUGCAAUGUUUCCGCCUGAUCUUCAAGGAAGAAGGGAUGGCUGGCUUAUACGGCGGGUUAACACCACAUCUUCUUCGGGUUGUGCCCAGUGCCGCGAUCAUGUUCGGAAUAUCCCAAAGGCCUAUCCCAUGA